AUGGAUAUUUUAAAAGCAGAAAUAGCACGAAAAAGAAAACUUUUAGAGGACAGAAAUAUUCUGGACCCAUCGAAGAGGUAUUUUAAAAGAGGCGUACUAUUAGCGAAGGAAGAAGAGGAAUAUUUGAAAAAGUAUGGACCACAGAAAAAUAGUAUCGAUGGUGAUAAAACUGAAAAAAGCGAAUCAGAAAACAAACAUUACAGCGACCAAAGCGAAAACGCAACAUUGCCUAGAAAUGAAGUAAUUAAAAGAUUACGAGAACGUGGACACCCAAUUAUACUGUAUGGUGAGACUGAGUUACAGUCUUUUAAGAGGUUGCGAAGAAUAGAGAUAUUAGAACCUGAAGCCAAUAAGGGAUUCAGAAAUGACUUCCAAGAAGCAAUGGAUAAAGUGGAUGAGGCUUAUCUCAAUGAAAUUCUGGCAUUAGGAGCUCAGAGUGACAUUGAAAAGUUACAAAAGGAAGAAGCAAUAGAUGAGUCUGUGACAUAUGACACCAUACAGGAGAUGGCAAAAACAAUGGGACAAGGGGAUAGAUGUCAUGACAUGAAUGUUAUUAUGACUUUAUUACAGUUUCUACUAAACCUUUGGGGUCAACAAUUAAAUUCUGCAACUGCUGCCGAGAGAAUGUCUACAAAACACAAAAUGACGAGAGCUACAUACACUCAAACUCAAGUGUACCUUAAACCGUUGAUGAGAAAGUUGAAUAAGAAAAAUUUACCAGAUGAUAUUUGCGAUAGUUUAACGGAGAUCUGUAAACAUUUAUUAGAAAGAAAUUACAUUAUGGCUAGCGAUGACUAUCUACAAAUGGCUAUAGGCAACGCUCCCUGGCCCAUCGGAGUAACCAUGGUGGGCAUCCACGCACGUACUGGUCGAGAAAAGAUCUUCUCAAAGAAUGUAGCUCAUGUGAUGAACGACGAGACUCAAAGGAAGUACAUACAAGCCCUCAAGAGAUUGAUGACCAAGUGCCAAGAGUAUUUUCCCACAGACCCCUCACGUUGCGUUGAAUAUACUAAGAUCAGAUAG
This is a messenger RNA of Leptosia nina, 1023 nucleotides long. Lineage: Eukaryota; Metazoa; Arthropoda; Insecta; Lepidoptera; Pieridae. The record is from the annotation of a GenBank genome assembly.